Molecule: messenger RNA, 674 nt
Organism: Molossus molossus (Pallas's mastiff bat)
Lineage: Eukaryota; Metazoa; Chordata; Mammalia; Chiroptera; Molossidae
Product: ubiquitin-like
Exons: 2
Coding region: 239-577 (112 amino acids)
Biological process (GO): modification-dependent protein catabolic process; protein ubiquitination
Cellular component (GO): nucleus; cytoplasm
Molecular function (GO): protein tag activity; ubiquitin protein ligase binding
Source: RefSeq, a predicted model, not a curated record
CAGUCACGUUCCCGGGUGGAGGUCAGGGCCGGAAACAUCGACCCGGGACUCGGGUCUUCCGGGCUGUGGGAGCUGAGUUCCCAGGUCGGACACCGAAAUCGGCGAGAAGACGGAAGCGCGAGUUCUCGAGGCGAGGCCACCGGCUUCGGGGGCGGCCUCUGGGCCUGUUUUACAAAACCCAAGGUGGCCGUUAGGAUGGGGUGUGCCUGUAGCGAGGAGGCGGGGGGCAGGCGCAGAGAUGCAGAUCUUCGUGAAGACCCUGACGGGCAAGACCAUCACCCUGGAGGUCGAGCCCAGUGACACCACCGAGAGUGUCAAGGCUAAAAUCCAAGACAGGGAGGGCAUCCCGCCUGACCAGCAGCGCCUGAUUUUUGCCGGCAAACAGCUGGAGGAUGGCCGCACUCUCUCAGACUACAAUGUCCAGAAAGAGUCCACCCUGCACUUGGUGCCUCGCCUGCGGGGCGGCGUCAUGGAGCCCGCCCUCCGCCAUCUCGAAGCCACCUGCAGGCCCAGCGCCAUCAACUGCGGCGAGAAGCGCGGACACGCCACCAACCUGCGCGUCAAGAAGGUUCAAUAAGGCCCCUCCACCAUCUCCGAGGGCGCGGGGGCCGCGGCCUGAACCCUGUGACCCUGGGGCCUCAAUAAAGUUUCCCUUUCAGUGGCUGGAAAAAAUA